Schistocerca gregaria is the source of this 873-nucleotide messenger RNA. RefSeq lists its product as uncharacterized. Bases 1 to 873 code for a protein of 290 amino acids. The record is from RefSeq and is a predicted model, not a curated record. The transcript is spliced from 2 exons. Lineage: Eukaryota; Metazoa; Arthropoda; Insecta; Orthoptera; Acrididae.
AUGUUUGAAGAGGGUCAAAAAGAUGACAUUACCCCAAUACUGAGCUUCCUACGAUCAAUGAAAGAAGAAGCUGACGAACAGCGUAAGAAGGAGAAGGAAGAAGCUGAGAAAGAGCGUAGGAAGGAGAAGGAAGAAGAUGAUGAACAGCGAAAGAAGGAGAAGGAAGAAUCUGAGAAACAGCGUAGGAACGAGAAGGAAGAAGAUGAUGAGCAGCGAAAGAAGGAGAAGGAAGAAGCUGAGAAACUGCGUAAGAAGGAGAAGGAAGAAGCUGACGAACAACGUAAGAUGGAGAAGGAAGAAGACGCGAAACAACGUAAGAAGGAGAAGGAAGAGGCUGAGAAAGAGCGUAGGAAGGAGAAGGAAGAAGAUGAUGAACAGCGAAAGAAGGAGAAGGAAGAAGCUGAGAAACAGCGUAAGAAGGAGAAGGAAGAAGCUGACGAACAACGUAAGAUGGAGAAGGAAGAAGACGCGAAACAACGUAAGAAGGAGAAGGAAGAAGCUGACGAACAGCGUAAGAAGGACACUCAGGCAAUAAUUUCACAUACAGGAGAAAUUCGAGGGGAGUUACUAACAAUAAAGAAAGAAUGUGGAGAAGUAAAACAAAUGUCAAUGGCUGCACAAAAAGUUGAAGGUCUGGCCAAAACGGCAGCAAUAGGGGCAAUGAUGGCCGCGGAAGCAACUUCUAAACUCGCAGGACGCUUGCGACGUACAACAAAAUCCAACUCAAAAUCCCUAGCGUUCUUAAAAACGCAAGCCAUGGCUAACCCAGUAUCUGGAGUUUCAGUGAGGCGUAGUGAGAACUCGGAGGCCAUGUCGUACGCCGCGCACAUUACUGUCGUCAAUAGCGGCGAGCAGCGAGACAUCUCAGCAUAA